AUGGACUCGCCGACCCACGCAGGAAAUAACUCAGCCAUAUCGGUGGCAUGUCUCAACUGCCGCGACAAACAUCUCAAGUGUGAUGGGAACCCGGAAGGAUGUGGCCGAUGUCGCGAUCUAGCUCUCUUUUGUCAUUUCGUUCCAUCACGUCGUGGACGCAGAGGGCAACCGUACAAAUACCCAUGUAUCGAUGGCAUUGACAGUACACUCGAUGAGGGAGAUUCUAUUCUCAAUAAUGCCUCGCUAAAUAUCUUGACGUCGACCGACCUUUCUCCAAGCUACGUCCCAGAGCCUCAAGGCCCACCACAGAUGAACAAGCAUUUGGUCAAGGUCUUUUUUGAAUAUUUUCAUCCUGCGCACCCGAUAUUGCCGCCGUUUGAUCUAUGGAUCAUGUCUUCACCACCGCAGUAUCUCAUUAACAUUGUGGAGUUCAUUGGAUUGCACCAUAUUUCGCCUGGCCAAGUCCCCGAAUGCUCGAACGAUCUCUGGGCUGCCAUGGACAUUGCUGAGUUGGCUUUGGAGAAGGCGCAGGCGUACCUCCUACUGAGUAUACUUUUUCAUGGUCGCAGAGUCCCCGAGCACGCAAAGGAAUGUAUUGGUCUGGCUAUUCAAUGCAGCUUCAGGCUUGGUCUCCACUGUCGAGAGCUCUCCGACACCGUGGAGAUGCAGAAUCCAUCUCGCUCUGAGAGCAUGAGGCGUACCCUAUGGGAGAUAUUCAUCGUGGACACCAUUCUGGCCGCUUUGCAGGUGGGAGGCGCCCUGCAAUUCAAAAUGGAGAUACCCGACGUAUCAUUGCCGUCUGAAGAUGAAUGUUUCCUGGAUGGCCACUCGGGUCUCUCCUCCAUAUCUGCAAACGAUCUACCUCGCCGCGUAUUGCUAGAUGAUGACCGCAUUUCCUCGCUCGCAUACCGUGUCGAAGCAACUCUCAUCCUUCGACAGUGUUUCAUUGCGUGCGAGAGCCAUGCUCCUGAAGGUACCCUGGAGGUACUUGACUCAACGAUCUCAGCCUGGUUUCACCGGUGGCCGAGUGCAAACAGCACUAUUCUCCAACCGAACGGAAAGGUUAACCAGAUCGACCUCCAGACAGCGAUGAUAAUGCACUGCGCCUGCAUCUACCUUCAUUUUUCAAAAUCCUUUCUGGUCUCCCUCCUCCCAAAUACAAGCGAGCUCUUUUGUUCCAGACCUCCAUCCAUUUCAGCACAUUCAUCCAAACCGCAAAUGCAUACUGCAAAAAUUGUCAACUCGGCUGUGGAACUCUCCAAGCUGGCCUCUCUUUCUACAUGUGUGACUUGCCAUACACCAUUCUUUGCAUGUACUCUCGUUUUGAGCUCUAUUGUACAGGUCGCUGUUCUGACUGCCCCUGUUGGCCUGCCAUUUGGGAUGCACUAUUCUUACCUGGCAUUGAAUAUCGGGGUAUUGAAAUCCAUGGGCAACAUCUGGGGCAUCGCAGCUUCUUCUCUGACGAAAUUACGAGCGAUCGCUCGUGAGGUUGAGCAAGCUUCGCAAGAGGCCGGUCACGGACUGAUUGGAUCUGCAUCCCUCCCUCCUUGUCUGCAAAGUUAA
This is a messenger RNA of Penicillium argentinense, 1563 nucleotides long. RefSeq lists its product as uncharacterized. Lineage: Eukaryota; Fungi; Ascomycota; Eurotiomycetes; Eurotiales; Aspergillaceae. Gene Ontology annotation, biological process: DNA-templated transcription; regulation of DNA-templated transcription. The record is from RefSeq and is a predicted model, not a curated record. Gene Ontology annotation, molecular function: zinc ion binding; DNA-binding transcription factor activity, RNA polymerase II-specific; DNA binding. The coding region runs from base 1 to 1563 and encodes 520 amino acids. The transcript has a single exon.